AUUUCAAGAUUAGGCCUUCCUGAAUACAACUCUCUUAUUUUCAGUGUCUAUGCCUGAAUCUUACAUUAGAGUGAAUCAAAAUAAAUUUGUCAUUACAUUAUUGUAAAUGUGUAUCUUGUAUGUGUAUGUGUGCUUUGUGACAAUUUAAAACAGUAAUCAUUGGUAUUUUAUUAGUCUUAAGAAAAUGUUCAAAUCGAAUCAAGAACCGGAUAUACCUGCAGCAUUGGGUUUGCUAUCUCAUUUAGACAAUGAUGAGUUGAAAGAAUUGUUGAAUGAUGAUGGAAAAUUCGAAGAUAUUGUAAAAGAUAUAAAACAGUUCAAGGAAUUUGAGACGGAGAAGGAAAUGUUAAUGGCAAGUAAUCGAUCUCUCGCUGAAUUCAAUUUAUCCAAGCAACCUGAAUUGGAAGAUGGCAAACAAGUUUUAAAAGAAUUAAGUGAACAAGCUAAUCAGUUAUGCACCAACGUUAAGGGCAAAUUGGAUGAAAUGCGUGACAAAUCUGGUGCAAUGACUGUUGAUACCGCCUUGGAUUUAUUGCAAGCAGCUGCCGCUGAAAUCGAAGAGGAAUCAGAGGCAAUAGCGGAGAAAUUCCUAGCGGGUGAUAUUGAAGUAGAUGAAUUUUUGGAUCAGUUUUUAUCGCGAAGAAAAUUAAUGCAUUUACGCAAGGUAAAAGUGGACAAGUUGAGAGAACUAAUAAGGAAAGGCCAUCCUUCGAACAGUACUCCUGGCUAUCCAAUUCAACCAACUUCAAAUUUUCCUGGAAUGAUGCCUUCCAUACCAUAUCCAACUGGACCUGGAAUUAUGCCAAUGCCAUUACCAUCAGGAUUGCCAGUUUAUAGACCAUAUUGAUAUUAAAUAAUGUGAAGUUAUGUUACAAAUUUAUCUAUUUUUCAAAUAUAUUGUUACUCGCUUAUCAAUCGUGACAAAAUAUUUGAUAUCAAUG
Linepithema humile (Argentine ant) is the source of this 941-nucleotide messenger RNA. It is a transcript of the gene Vps37B, whose product is annotated as vacuolar protein sorting 37B. Gene Ontology annotation, biological process: protein targeting to vacuole; ubiquitin-dependent protein catabolic process via the multivesicular body sorting pathway; protein targeting to membrane. The record is from RefSeq and is a predicted model, not a curated record. Gene Ontology annotation, cellular component: ESCRT I complex. Lineage: Eukaryota; Metazoa; Arthropoda; Insecta; Hymenoptera; Formicidae.